Messenger RNA from Dendrobium catenatum, 1406 nucleotides. Its product is annotated as bifunctional dTDP-4-dehydrorhamnose 3,5-epimerase/dTDP-4-dehydrorhamnose reductase. Gene Ontology annotation, molecular function: methionine adenosyltransferase regulator activity. The transcript is spliced from 2 exons. The coding region runs from base 181 to 1101 and encodes 306 amino acids. Gene Ontology annotation, cellular component: methionine adenosyltransferase complex. Lineage: Eukaryota; Viridiplantae; Streptophyta; Magnoliopsida; Asparagales; Orchidaceae. The record is from RefSeq and is a predicted model, not a curated record. Gene Ontology annotation, biological process: S-adenosylmethionine biosynthetic process.
AUGUGAGCACAUUCCGUUCAGAUCACUCCACGCAUUUAAAAUCUGCGUGAGAAUAGCAAAAUCUUACAAACACCACACCCUCCGAGAUCUCAUCUUGCCCCGCAAUAACUUUCUGCAUCCGGACCCUACUUGUUUCUCUUUGUCGGCGGCAGCAAACCGGAUCCCGACAACCGCCGCCGGAUGCUACCUCCGACCAUGGGCCUCCUUACAAACGGCUCCGGAGAUUCCACUCCCCUCAAGUUCCUUAUCUAUGGGAAAACGGGGUGGAUCGGCGGUUUGCUCGGCCGGCUAUGUGAGGAACGAGGUAUUCCCUAUGCUUACGGAUUGGGGAGGCUGGAGAAUCGCGCGCAGUUGGAAGCUGACAUUGGAUCGGUGUCGCCGACUCACGUAUUCAACGCUGCCGGUGUCACGGGGCGGCCGAACGUGGACUGGUGCGAAACCCACAAGGUGGAGACGAUUCGUGCCAACGUGGUCGGGACUCUGACGCUGGCUGAUGUCUGCAGGGAGCGCGGCCUCAUUCUUCUGAACUAUGCCACUGGUUGCAUCUUCGAAUACGAUGAAACACACUUGCUGGGGUCUGGGAUCGGGUUUCGAGAGGAGGACACGCCCAACUUCGUCGGUUCAUUCUAUUCUAAGACGAAGGCCAUGGUCGAAGACCUGCUUAAAAAUUAUGAGAAUGUCUGCACCCUGCGUGUGAGGAUGCCAAUCUCAUCAGAUUUAUCAAAUCCUCGCAAUUUUAUCACGAAAAUCACUCGAUAUGAGAAGGUUGUUGACAUUCCUAACUCAAUGACAAUCUUGGAUGAACUCCUGCCCAUCUCCAUAGAAAUGGCAAAGAGAAACCUCACUGGGAUCUGGAACUUCACAAACCCCGGUGUUGUGAGCCACAAUGAAAUCCUAGAGAUGUACAGAGAGUACAUCGAUCCAAGCUUCUCUUGGAAAAACUUUACCCUAGAGGAGCAGGCGAAGGUGAUCGUUGCUCCUAGGAGCAAUAAUGAACUAGAUACCACCAAACUGAAGACAGAAUUUCCAGAUCUUCUGCCGAUUAAACAAUCACUGAUAAAAUACGUCUUCAAGCCAAACCAGAAGGCCUCUGCAGCCUGAAGACUUUUGAAAGCUUAUAUUUCACCAAAACAAUUCAAGCCACGAACAGUCAGAAAUUUCAUCAUGCAAUAAAAAGCAAUCUUGCUUCCACCAUCCUCUUUUUGGCUGUAAAAUGUUAUGGAUCCACAAGCUUUGCUUAGGCUGCCAGCUUUUGAACUUUGAUCUAUUUGUAUUGUUGUCUUAAUUUUAUUUCUGUUUAAUCACGCUUCUAGUUUUGAAAGAUGUUAUAAUCAUUGAAUAUUUGUAUCAUUAGAGGUGAAUAUUAUUUAUUAUGAUAUCAGAAUUCAAGUGUUGUUUUGUAUUCA